This is a messenger RNA of Drosophila albomicans, 917 nucleotides long. Its product is annotated as ficolin-1-A-like. Lineage: Eukaryota; Metazoa; Arthropoda; Insecta; Diptera; Drosophilidae. Bases 262 to 882 code for a protein of 206 amino acids. The record is from RefSeq and is a predicted model, not a curated record. The transcript is spliced from 4 exons.
AAAGCGGAUUGCUCUAACAAAGAUUCAACUAUUAAGGAAUGGCGGAAAGAAGCUGAAGAGGAGAGGAAUUCACUCAAAGUGGAGCUAAACCAAUGCCAAAUAAAAGUGAACUUUACUCAAGAUGAUCUAGAUCAUUAUAAAAUCAGCUAUGAAUACUUUUACAAGAGAUCAAAAGCACUACAAACGAAUCUGACUGAUUCACAACACGAGUUGUCUAAAUGUAUUUCUUUAAAAGAUGCAAUUAUAAAGAAACUAAAUUCUAUGGAAGAUGAAUUAAAUGAAUGUAAACCUCAAUCAACUACGCCCUCAAGAAAUCUUCCAACUUCUUGUAUAGGCUUGAAAGCUGGCCUUCAAGAGAUACAACUUUCUAAUGGAAAUCCUUUAAAUGUGCUAUGCGAUAAUGAUGGUUGGAUAAUCAUACAGCGACGAAUUAAUGGAAAACUAGAUUUUAACAGAAACUGGACGGAAUAUGUGAAUGGAUUUGAAGACCCAAGCAGGCAAGGAGAGUUUUUUAUUGGAUUGGAAAAUCUGCAUCUUAUUACCAACUCAAAAAGACACGAGGCACUUUUUUCUGUCACAGUGCCAAAGCGUACAUUGGGGACAAAAUAUGAUAACUUCAGGGUUGGAAAUGCUGAAUCUCUCUAUGAAUUGAAAUCAAUAGGAAACCAUGAUGGCGUCUAUAAUGGUUUAUUUUGGAAUGAAAAUCAGAAAUUUUCAACAUACGAUAGAAACAAUAGGGAUAAUUGCAGCGGAAAUGGUAUGGGAGGCUGGUGGUAUCCAGAAAAUUGUGGAUAUAGUAAUUUAAAUGCUCUAUAUGGUUAUCUACGCUGGAGUGACAAUCCUGCAACCACCUCAAUUAUAAGGAUUCGGCCAUAUGAAUAAGCCUCAACUAAAUACUAGACAAAUAUAUUAUCUUA